This is a messenger RNA of Gloeophyllum trabeum ATCC 11539, 4092 nucleotides long. RefSeq lists its product as uncharacterized. The record is from RefSeq and is a predicted model, not a curated record. Gene Ontology annotation, biological process: endosomal transport; endocytosis. Gene Ontology annotation, cellular component: cytoplasm; plasma membrane. The transcript is spliced from 7 exons. Lineage: Eukaryota; Fungi; Basidiomycota; Agaricomycetes; Gloeophyllales; Gloeophyllaceae. Gene Ontology annotation, molecular function: calcium ion binding; protein binding. The coding region runs from base 11 to 3901 and encodes 1296 amino acids.
CAGGGCAGCAAUGUCCGGUACGUUCACCCCUUCGCCUGCCGAGCUCGCGCUCGUGCAGAAGAUAUUCGCGCACCCGGAUGCGCAGAAACUCGGCGCAUUAACUGGCGAGAUUGCGGUCAACAUAUUCAGCGGCUCGAAGCUUCCACCCGCGGUUCUAGGCGAAAUAUGGUCCCUAGCUGAUAGGGAGAACAAUGGUUGGCUAUCGAAGAAGGGGGCUGCUAUUGCUGUCAGACUUAUGGGCUGGGCGCAGAAGGGAGAGACGGUCAGGGAGGACUUGAUAUACAAGCCUGGUCCCCUUCCUACCAUAGAAGGGGUAUCAGACCUGGUUCCACAAGCUACAGGAGGCUCUGUAAAGCCCCCUACCGCCGGGCUACCUCCCUUGACGCCUCAAGAUAAGGCCAAGUUCAUGAGGUUGUUCGUUGGCGCAGGCCCAGUUAAUGGUAUUCUCAGCGGUGACAAGGCGAGAGAUAUUCUUGUAAAAUCCAAGUUACCCGUAGACAAGCUAUCACAAAUAUGGUCCCUCGCGGAUACCCAGAACCGUGGAGCUCUUGAUUCAACGGAUUUCACCAUUGCUAUGUACUUAGUGCAAGCCUGCAUGUCAGGCCAACUCUCCUUUAUUCCGACGUCCCUGCCACCGGGCCUCUAUGAGCAAGCAGGGGGCCGUCCACUUGAUGGUGUCGCGACGCACAGUACCGGUGGAAGCGCCGGUUCUUUCAGUCCUAGUCUAACAGGCUCCUUCCCUGGACGUCCUUCUGCAGCCCCUACGCCUCUGAGGACUCAAGACACUGGCAUUCGACCUCAGAUGACAGGCUCGGGGCUCAGGCCGUCCACAGGUGGGCCACCACUUCCCUCUCGUCCCUCGGCUGCCGCUUUGGGAGGUAGUGCUUUCGGAACCGCAGUCCAAUCGCAUGGAACUGGUCAAGCGCCUCAGCCUCCUUGGGACGUCACCGCAUCUGAGAAGGCAACUUCGGAUGCAUUCUUUGACACACUUGAUACGGACAGGAAAGGCUACAUUGAGGGAGACGUCGCAGUCCCAUUUAUGCUGCAGUCUCAGCUACCGGAGGAUGUAUUGGCCCAAGUUUGGGACCUGGCUGAUAUCAAUAAUGACGGCCGACUUACUCGUGAUGGCUUUGCUGUAGCCAUGCAUUUGAUCCAAGGAAAGUUAGCCGGUAAAGAGAUCCCAGCCACUCUUCCGCUGUCAUUGAUUCCGCCUUCAAUGCGCACGAAUGCCUCGCCCUUCGCGAUUCCACCUUCAUCUCCACCGGCCGCGGAGCCCUUGCGGGAUCUGUUAUGGGAUGAUACACCUCCUGCCUCCGCUACGACGCAGACUCCAGCUAUACAAUCUCAGCGGACAGGACCGUUGUCCCCGCAACAUACUGCGGUUGCUACCCCUUCUUACGGGUCUCCUGCCCCAACUGUCCCGCGAGCAGAUCCUUUCGCCUCAGCUGGCAAGGAUCUGCUCAGCGACGAUGAUGAUGCGCCUGCUAAAUCACCGCCUCUAGCUGACAAGUCUGCCGAGAUUGGUAAUCUCCAGAAUCAGCUAAAUUCCACGAACCGUUCCCUUGAGACCACAAAAUCUGAAAGAACAUCUGUAGAGCGAACACUGAAUGAUCAGGCCGCUCAACUCUCCGCGUUGCAGACCCAGCUCUCUUCCGCCAGGGUUGCCUACGAGACCGAGACCAAUCUUUUGUCGUCCUUGCGGGAACGUUAUGCUACUCAGACCGCAGAAAUACAGAAGACCAGGGAGCAACUUAUCCGUGCGGAAAGCGAUCUUAGUGCCUUACGUGUCGAGAAAGUUGAGAUAGAAGGUAAUCUUCUCCGCGACAAGGAGGAAGUGCGGGAGCUCCAUAGGAAGAUGCAUGAAGUUGGAGUUGAAACUGACACUACAAAGGCACUUCUGGAAAAGUUGAAGAAAGAGGCUAAACAACAAAAAGGUUUGCUUGCUAUCGCGAAGAAGCAGUUGGUGACUCGGGAGCACGAGAAGGAAAAGGUCGACAAGGAGGUAGAGGAAGCCAGACAGGAAGUCGAGCAGGCUGUCAAGGAAAGAGAAGAGAUUGAAGCCAAACUUGGGGCAGAGACUGUCGAUGGAACUGUCUCUCCAAAGCCAGCUUCAUCUAUACUUUCUGACGAUACCCUUGCGGCGGCGGUGACUCAGCCGUUACCGGUAUCUCCAGAGGGAGGGACGCCUAUCACAAGCCCAACCGGCAAGAGCAACAACCCCUUUGAUCGUCUUCUCUCUUCUGGUGGGGGAUCUCGUCCACAAUCUCCCUUUUUGCCCUUCACAAAUGCGUCGGUACCUACUCCUCCAACUGCUUCAGCAGUUGCGGAUCCUUUCGGGUUCGAAUCGGAGCAGCCGAAUGAACCGUCCGGCGAGGCUCAAACUCAGGGUCAAGAAAACGUCCAACCAGAAUCACGAUUCCCUGAUAUUCAGCCGUACCCUGUUGCCUCAGCGUCCCCUACAGCACCUUCUGACGACCUCCUGUCGCCCUCUGCUGAGACAGAACAUUGGACCACCCCGCCGCAGAGUGCCACGCUACCGCUGUCAUCUCAGCCUAUCCCGGCUCUGGAACAUAAGGCGGAUGCAGCAGGGGCAGAGCCCGUUAGCCAGGUGCCAUCCUCUGAUGCGAAUGCUGACGAAACGGAUAUGAACACGCAGCUCAAAGAGAUCGAAGUGGAGGACUCCGAUAGUAGUGACGAAGAAGAGCCUCUCAGUAAGAGGCGUGAGUCACUUAUGGAUAAAGGCAAAGAAGCUGUUCAUGGGGCAGUUCAUCCUGUCUCGGAUGGGGUUGGUGCUCAGCCCGCCGCGCCUAGUUUUGACGACGCCUUCGGAUAUAUAGCAAAUACGCCUAGUCCUGUCGCAGCUGUAAGGGCUGCGUCUCCUGUCCCUAGCUCGCCGACCAAGGAUGCCUUCGGUAUGAGCGCGGCUGCUCCUGAUUCUCACCCGCCCGUGUCUUCCGGGCCUAGUGGGAUCAGUGACUUCGACGAAGCACUGGGGAAACUUCCGAUCAAAGGAACGAAUGGGUCGACUGCGCCGUUUAGCUUCGAUGUGGCCUUCGAUGAUAACUUUGAUUUCUCGCAAGCCUCUGCAGAUACUACCCAUCAGGCGACUGAGGCGUCAACGAAUGGAUCUGCGGCGCCCCAGACUGAUUUCAACACAGUAUUCAUGUCUCAGAGUGCUGCCCCUACAGUACCUCUUCAGCCUUCUUCGGCUGCAGUCGGUUCCUCCUCGUUCUCCUUUGAUGACGCGUUUGGCUCUCCUUCAAACGUCGCGCCGACUGUCAAUACGGCUGGUGGCCAGGCCCCCAGCAAUGGCCCCCAGAUUUCCUUCGACGAUGCGUUCGGCGGCGUAGACAGCAAGCAAGCGCUAGCCUUCGACAAGGCGUUCGGCUCCACAUCGUCUAGGGGCUCAACUUCUUCACAGCCGCAGCAGGGCAAAACCGCAUUCUCCUCCUCUUCGCCACCUACCUCGCCUCUGCGAAGCUCGUCGCCUGGUCCCAGUGUCGACAGAAAUACUGCCUCACCUCCCCCUCGCUCUAUGUCCCCACCCAUACGGCACGCUUCACCGAAACCUCGUCCGUCAACCGCUGGCUCCAGUAAGGACUCUCACGAGAAGCAUAAAGAUGGACCCGUCAGGCACUCUCGUCUUAGUAUACGCUUACCCUUCGGGAAGAAGAAAGCGAAACACGACGCUGCUCCUCCUUUGCCGUCACACCUCUCACAAGCGCCUGGGCUCACUCCGCUUGAGGAACCCGAGGGGAAUACCCCCGCCGUGGAUGACGACGUCGAAGCCGUCAAGCAACUGUGCGGGAUGGGUUUCAGUCGUACCCAAGCGGUAGCAGCACUGGAAGAACAUGGAUAUGAUGUCCAGAAGGCAUUGAAUAGUUUAUUGGGCUCACCCUAAGUUGAUUCCAUUAUUCAUCUUGUAUUCUUAUGCUUUGUCCACGUGCGGAAGACUCCUUUAUCCGAUUACCCUCCUUCAUUCAUAUAUCCAUCGUACUCUCUUAGCUAUUCUCUACAUGUUCGCUAAUGAUGCAAAGACCCAACGACUAAGAGAUCGUCUCCCGACUGUGUGUUGUCAAUGUCUUCUCAUGU